AUGGCGCCACCGAGAUACCGAAGCUUACUAGACCUGGCCACGAGGCGAUCACCGUGGAAAUGCUCUGACUGCAUGCGACUCCGUUCGAUGCCGCAAUGGCGCGGCCAGCCGGCUCGUACUCUGCAGACAUCCCAAAGAACGAAACAUACGGGUGGGGCAGCUCCAACCAUGCAGCAGCUGCGAAAGCCUUUUGAAACCAAGAAUCAGAAUACACUGUAUGCCGGAUCCUCUGUAGGUUGAUUGGCCUGCAACACGUCUAACAAGAUCUCAGCUACUACGCCCUCUCCAUCAUUCUCGGAACUGUCGCCCUCAGCUACGGGAGCGUACCGUUGUACAAGACCAUUUGCCAGCAGACAGGGUGGGGUGGACAGCCGAUCAAGUCGUCUGCGCAUUCAACCCCCGAGGGUGAAGACGUGGUCGCCGAAAAGCUCACCCCCGUGACGACCUCGAGACGCCUUCGAAUCACAUUUGCUGGAUCAACAUCAGAUAUCCUGCCUUGGAAGUUCACGCCGCAACAAAGAGAAGUCAGAGUGCUACCGGGAGAGACAGCUCUGGCAUUCUAUACCGCAACAAAUCAGAGCAAAGACGAGGACAUCAUCGGGGUGGCCACAUACAGUGUUACACCUGCUCAGGUCGCACCAUAUUUCAGCAAGAUUCAGUGUUUCUGCUUUGAAGAGCAGAGAUUGAACAAGGGCGAGACGGUGGAUAUGCCGGUAUUUUUCUACAUCGAUCCGGAUUUCCUAAAGGAUCCCAAUAUGACGGGAAUCGAUACCAUCACUUUGAACUACACAUUUUUCAGUAAGCUCAAUGAAGUUCAGUCUUGGAUCCGCAAGUAUGGAGAGCUUACAACAUCAUAGAAGCCAGAUACGACAAGAAUGGGCACCUUGCACCCAUGCCGAUGCCGUACUAA
Messenger RNA from Lecanosticta acicola, 910 nucleotides. Lineage: Eukaryota; Fungi; Ascomycota; Dothideomycetes; Mycosphaerellales; Mycosphaerellaceae. The record is from the annotation of a GenBank genome assembly.